ACAACACUUAAAUACUCGCACAAAUAAAAACAACAUUCGUUUUUCUUUCAGUUAAAAACUAAAAACUGUAGGCAGAUAGAGAAAAUGGAAAUGAGUUCCGUCAGCCAGGAAACUGAAACGGCCGCUUCGAGUGGUGAAUCAUCAUCAAUAUCGCCUGGCGAUUAUAUGAAGCAAUUCAAGAACAUCAUUGCGCCGGGAAACGAGACAUCCAUGACCAGAGAAUUCAAGCCUCAGGUGGCCUACGAAUUUGAACGAUACUCGAAUCCCCAACAACUGAAACAGUUUGUGCUGCGUAGCGAGAAGCUGCGCUCACUCCUCGAACAUUAUUCGCAGGAAACAAAACAGCCGCUGCGUCAGCUGGAGCAGCAGGCACGUGCCAUUAUCGAUGAGAUUGGACUGGAUCGGAAUAUGGCCAUCAUUCGUUGGUGUGGCAUUGCCAUCACAGCUAUUGGCAAACGCAUCUGCGAUGGCAUCUAUGUGAACUCAGAGAGCAUGGCCAAUGUGCGCAAGGAUAUGGGCAAGUGUCCAGUGCUUUAUUUGCCCAGCCAUCGCAGCUAUAUGGAUUUCAUAUUGAUGAGCUACAUUUGCUAUUACUACGACAUUGAGAUACCUGGAAUUGCGGCCGGCAUGGACUUUCACUCGAUGUUUGGCAUGGGAACCAUGCUUCGCAAAACGGGCGCCUUCUUCAUGCGACGCUCCUUCUCCAACGACGAGCUUUACUGGGACAUCUUCAGGGAGUACAUGUAUGCCCUCGUUGCCAACUAUCACAUCGGCGUGGAGUUCUUCAUCGAGGGUACACGCUCGCGCAACUUCAAAGCGUUAGUACCCAAGGUGGGGCUCUUGUCCAUGGCAUUGUUGCCCUAUUUCACUGGCGAGGUGCCUGACGUGAUGAUUGUGCCGGUUAGCGUCGCCUAUGAGCGUGUGCUCGAGGAGCAAUUGUUUGUCUAUGAGCUGCUGGGCGUGCCAAAACCCAAGGAGUCCACCAAGGGAUUCUUCAAGGCAUUGAAAAUCAUUGACGAACGCUUUGGCAAAAUGUUUCUGGACUUUGGUACUCCGAUUUCGGCGCGUGAGUUCUUUGGCCAUGAAAGCGGUGAUCGCAUUCAGCGUGCUGGUCUCGGUGGCUCGCUGCAGAAGCUGAAUCGUCAGGAGAUUGAGCUGGUCAAGCAGCUGGCCAAUGAGAUUAUCUAUCAACAGCAGCGUCGCAUCGUCAUCAGCACCUUUAAUAUGCUGAGUUUGUUCUAUGCCAGCAAACUCUAUGGUCAACUCAGCGUGAAUCUCGACGAACUGGCACGUGGUAUACUGCAUCUGAAGCGCAUCUUUGAGCAGCUGGGCGCCCAUGUCAGCACACGCAGCAGCAACAUCAAGUCUGACAUCAUUGAUGCCGUGGAGAUUCAUGGCAAUAUUUUGCAAUUCCGUGUGGGACGCUUGCAGUUUACGCCAUUGGCAGCUGAUCAGUUGGCGGCCAAGAUCGAUGUGAAACGGCUGAAGGCACACGCCCUGAGUCCUGAGACUAUGGCUGUGGCUGUGCCGAUGUUGGCGCUGCAACUCUAUGUGAAUCCCUGCAUGUUUUGGAUGGCACGUCCCGCUUAUCUGUUGCUCGCUGCAUUGAAGGAACAGCGACGUCAACAUAUGGAGGAUGUGGUUGGUACAUAUGAGAGCACGUUGUCGGCCCUGCAUAAUCAUGUGAACAGCAUGGAUGCACUGUUCCAACAUGAGUUUAUUGUUGAAUCGAAUCGCGAGGCAGUGGAAUUUGAAACGCAUUUGCAGUUGCUGCUAGAUGAACGCGCUCUGGAGCUGGAAAAGCAAACGGGCAGGAUUAGUGUGCAGGAUAACGAAUGUUCUCGCGUUAUACUUGCCGCGUUGGCGCCAUUCCUCUGCCUCUAUUAUCAGUUAGCAGUGACGAUUCGACAGUUGUCCGAAGAUGGGGAGUUUAGUUCGAAGGAGUUGCUGGUGCGAGUGCAACAGUAUGUGGAGAAAUUGUUGCAACAACCGGGCGGAGCGGCAGCUCAUGUGCAUCCAUAUUGUCUGGCCCUAGACAACCUGAAUAUUGCCAUUUAUGCGCUGGUGCAGAGCGGAUAUCUGCACAAAUCCCGCGAGACGGGUCUGAUGCGAGUCGCCUCAGCGACUUCAGACAAGUGCCUGAGGCAGCUGGAACUGCAACUGCUCGAGUAUUGCCAGCUGAUGCCAUUUGCCCAAUACUCGACGGCGGCCAACGAACAGGCCCAAUCACAUAUAGCCAAAUUAUAACUGACAAAUGGCAAGCGAUCGUCGGUCGUCGGUGGACGUCUGCCGAUUGCGAUUCCAUUGUUAGCACAGUACAAUUCAUAUGGCAUAUUAUCACAAUUCAUUCAAUUCAUUGUCAGCUUGCUCAAGAAUUGUCGCAUCAUUUGCAUUUUGUUUGUUUUUGUACUUGUGGCGCCGCUUUGGCAGCUGCUCCUCUGGCUCAUUGCAUCCACGUGCACGUCCACGUCCACGUAGGCAUCGCCAAUGGUCGUCGUAUGUAUGUAAGUAUAAAUAAGGGGAAGUGGUAACUUAUGGUGUGGUCGGGAGGGGCUUCUUUUUUAGUCAUUUAGCGAUUAAGAAUAAUUGAUAUUUUGCCCUGUUGCCAUAUGUCAAACAAAAAAAAAGACAUUUAACACAGUCAAUUGCAGUACGGCAACAAAUUACGAUUUUUCUAGAACGUAAUGCAGUUUUUUAGAUAGACAUCCCAACGACAUGCAUGGCAAGUUUUCUAUAUUCUUGAAUAUGUUUAAGCGAAUAUUGGAAUUUGACCGAAACCCUUGAACCAAUUUAUUUUAAUGCACCGUAUAUUGAAGAAAAAACAUUCUCUUCGGUAUUCAACAUUUCUCGAUCGGUUAUUGAGAUUCUAACACUUUUUAUUAUUUAGUCUUUUAGUUAGAAAUGCCAAGGGAAUUUGUUAAGCUGUCAAAUAAUUCUCUGGCUGGUUAGCAACAGCUUGCCAUAAACAGUUGUACAAUAUUGUGUCGAUAAUUGCAAUUUUAUAUAAUUGCACAUCUAAGUUAAUUUAAAUUUCUCUUAACCAGGGACAGUAAUUAUGAUGAUUUUAAAAUAAAAUAAAAGUUUAUUGCCGCACAUUUUGAAGACUUUAUAGUUUAAUUUUUUGUAACUCACAAUUACUAUUUGCGGUCUCUGCAAAUAAGUUGUAUUCAAUAUUUGUUCAUUUUAAAAUAUUGCCUAAUAAAUUAGAAGUCAUCCAUUGCUUUUAGUUACUACGCACAACAAAAAUAUUGUACAAUCUAUUUAUUAUACAAAGUUAUCUCAUAAAACUUCAACAAAAACAUUUUACGAUCAUUGUGACUGUCAAUUUUUGAGCCAAAGUGUUUAAAGUAGAAAUAAACCUAAAAAUAUUUAUCGUUAAAUUUUGCAUUGCAAAUAAUUGCAUCAUUUUAUGUAACAAACAUGACUUUGCCAUUAUCGACAUUAUACUGUACAAAACUUUCUGAAUUUCGAGCAGUAUUAGUUUAGAAAUCUGCGCUCAAUUUAAUUUAACACCUAUAUUUCUCUCAUUUAGAACAGUUCCUGUGUUUUAAUAUUCUCGUUACGGUUAUUCUAUGGAAAACCUUCAGUCGAUACAAGUGCCAAUAAGUUUGUACUUGGAAUUUUAUAUUAGCAAGAGUUCUAGUUGUAGUCCAUAGUUAAUAAGUCGGUACAUUCUCAAUAUUUUUAUAAUACAUUGAACAAACAGAGGGAAUUUCCUAAGUAAAACCGCAAAGAAAGCAGAACACACAAACACAAGUCUAGCAACAAAUGAAAAUAAAUAGUGCAAUAUUGUUUUUUGUUUACGUUUUUGUUUGUUUUUUAAUCGUACUAUUUUUGUAGCUAAUUUUAUAUAUGUAUACUAUAGAGAAAUAACACCAAUACACUAAUUUAUAUACAAUAUAUGAAGUAACAAACACUAAUAUUAACAAUAAUAAAGCAUAUGUAUAUUUAGUGCCAGUUGCGCUCAACGUGUAAAAUCAAUUGCAAUAAAAACUGAUAUUGUUGCUCA
Messenger RNA from Drosophila nasuta, 4009 nucleotides. RefSeq names its product dihydroxyacetone phosphate acyltransferase (gene Gnpat). NCBI's taxonomy places the organism in Eukaryota, Metazoa, Arthropoda, Insecta, Diptera, Drosophilidae. The transcript is spliced from 3 exons. The coding region runs from base 85 to 2247 and encodes 720 amino acids. The record is from RefSeq and is a predicted model, not a curated record. Gene Ontology annotation, cellular component: peroxisomal membrane; mitochondrial membrane; peroxisome. Gene Ontology annotation, molecular function: glycerol-3-phosphate O-acyltransferase activity; glycerone-phosphate O-acyltransferase activity. Gene Ontology annotation, biological process: ether lipid biosynthetic process; phospholipid biosynthetic process; triglyceride biosynthetic process.